GGAAAUUACACGAUCUGUUAAGUUUCCUAGAUUUAUUAUCACUUCUUUGAUAAAAACAAAAAGUUAACUGCGCCAAGAAGGGAAGAACGAUAAAUCAUCGACAGACUUCUAUUUCCGGUUGCAUUUAGACGCCUCAAGAUGGAGACCAUGGAUUCUUCAAAUAUUCUGGAGGCUGAAGAAACUGCAAUGGCAGCAUACACCAAGACUGAGAGAACAGAAUCAACAUUUGUGAGACUCAAGAAAAACAUUAAUGAACCAGAUGCAUCUGAUGGGGACAUUAUUUGUAUGAGGGAUGAAAUUGAAAGCUGUUCAAAAGAACUUGAGCAGCCGUUUAUUAAGGAAGACAGAAGGGAUACACCGAAACCUGGAACAGCAGAGAGAACCCAACUACGUCGCAGUUCUCGUAGGCAAAAUUGUUCAAGAGUGACCUUCUCUUUAGAUUUGACAGAGAGCGCUUAUGACAAAUGGCUUCUAAUUGGAUCAACAAAUGGAUUAAAGAAUGACACCGAAAUUGCUUUAUUUCUUAUCCAGCAGUGUGAAAGUUAUGAGAAGGCUUUGGCAGGCAUUCCCACUGGGGCUACAUGUGUCGGGUGCUACAAGGCAUUGACUCUUACCUGCUCCAAGUGCCACAUACCAUCGCAAAGCACAAAGCCAUCUGGUGUCAAGAGGAAAAGUGCUAGUGAGGCCAAAAACACAAGACUAAAAGGCAGUGGCCAAGCCCCUAGGGGCUGCAUCCUUGCAAAGACUGAUUCAAAUAAACUUGGCAGCAACACUAAAAAGCAUGCGAAGCAAACAAAUGGCAGAAGACGGCGCUUUUCAGACUCGGGUAACAGUGAAGGUGGUGGUGAUACUUUUGAUGAUGAUGGUGUCAUCAGUGAUGAUUUUGCUGGACACAGUUCUGACCUGGAUGGAACAGAGAAUCAUUCAAAUGCCAAAGAAGAACCAAAACUUCAGAUUUUGAGAGUGGUGAAACAAGAGGAGCUGCUUGACUUCUUCGACUCCGUCCCAGAAAUCAGUAAAGCCAACAUCUUGCGGAAAGGGAGAUUUUUAACUACUCCUGACCUUGUGACAAUUGUAAAAGGAAGGAAUGGAUUCCUGUCAGACAUUUUCAAGAAGCGUGAUGGGGUGGACUUCAGAAGAAGGAAAGUAGUGUGUCGAGAGAUUCUUCAGUGUGAUGGGAGAGGACGAUGUCAACGUGCCUGUGGUGGUCUAGGAAAGUGCGUUUCAGAUUGUGAUAAGGAUGGUAUUAGACGAUCAGUAGGUCACCAUUGCUCAUUUCGUGUCCACCUUAAAAUGUAUUCCAAUGACAUUGGGAAGUGGGAAGUGAGUACCCAAGGUCAUCAUGUGCCUCCUCAUGAAACAUGGGAGCCACCUCAAAACAAGAGUGUUCUGCGGGAUCCAAGGAUCAGAGCUCAGUAUGAGGAAGCCUAUAAAGGAGGAGUGACUUCUGCAGAGGACAUGUUGUCCAUCAUGUGCACAGAGGCAAGAGCUUCUAAAAAGCAGUACUAUUCCUUCAUGCGGACUAUGAAGAGGAGACGACAACGGAACAAUGGCUUUUCCUCAGAUUCAGUGACAGAUCAUUUAGCUUAUCAGACACUUCCCAUGGGAGUACAGGACUGUUCAGAUGGUAGUUUAAAAGAUGACAUUGAUGACUUUUAGUCAAGGACAAGAAUUGCAUUUACCUGUUUCAAAAGCAGGUGAUAUAUGAUUAUGAUUACAAAGGUAUGAAAGCAAAUAUUGCUUUGUGCUAAACUGUCAAAAAAAUUUAAAUGCCAUGUUUUGAAAUUGCUUGUGGGGUUUUCAAAAAUGUAUUCCAAGUAGGAUUGAUUUUACACAAAACUGAGAUAUCUUACAUGAAUUAGCUGACCUUUUUUAUUACCCACUGAACAUUUGAAAUAUUAUAUAAAUAUUUUUAAUAACAUUGAAUGAGCAUUCUUGUUAGCUUCUGAGACAUGAAGUAUCUUGAAUUUUUUAUAAAAAUGUUAAGCACAAGAUUAUUUUGCUGGACAAAAUGUAACGUUCCUCUUUCUGUAACAACACAGAAUAGUGUUUAGAGCAUGAAGAUCUCUUAUUCUCAGAAUAUGAGCACAUAAUAUUAAAGGGAAAAUAACUAGUUAUUUCUAAAAAAAAAUCUAUUGUCUUCUCAGAUAAUGUUACAAUUGAGGUGAUCAUAGUAAGAACCAACAGAGGACUGGUAGCUGGAAGAUAUAUAUAUGAGCAGGCCUGUAUCCAUAGCAAACCUUUCAUCAGGUCUUGGGCCGUGUUUCAUUUUACUUCAGUAUGAUCAUAUAUCUGCUUUCUUUAAAAUCAUUUAGGUUAUUUUUAAAAAAUCUCGAAAAAAAUAUAUCCCAUAAUUGUGAAAUGUGAACAAAAAAUACUGGGAAAUGUGGAUGGGAUCAAGCAAGUUGGGCAUGUCAGUGAUUAGAUUUAUAUCACAUUUGUCUUAAACAUCAAGAGUAUGGUGGCUUUCAACUAAUCACAUAAGUUUGCACCUUUGUUGCUGAUUUUGUACUUAAUUUUAAUCCCUAGUGUUUUCUUUUACACUGCCAGUUGCAAGUAACAACCAUGUGGACUCAUGGAUUGUACAAGUUAUUUUAUGUGUUUAGAUGUUCCUUAAGUUUUUUGUGAUACUGCCUCAUCAAUAUUAAUAACAUGGUGUACCCUUCACACUCUACAUUGUAUCUUUUACAUUGUGAUGAUGAAUCAUUGAUUUGAUCUAAUUUAUGCAAGCUAGUGAAACUGCAAAAAUUGUAAAUGUAUUAUAAAAUAUAAAAGUAAAGAAAUAGUUAUUAAAAUAUUUUACUGAGCUGAACUUUUUAAAAGGAAUUAAUGUCAUAAAAGAUACGGAAAGUAAAAGCAUGCUUUUUCUGUUGGCCUAAAUUUUACUUUUUGGUCAUGUUUUUUCAAGGCAGUUAAGACCACCAGGACAUUUAAAUUAAAAAAAAUUGAUAUGAUUGGUUUUUAUUCUUGACUUAGAUGCCUUUCUUUCAAAUAUCCACCGUAACCAAAUAAGUCCUUUUGUCACUAUCUUGCUCUGCCUGAAAUGUGGCUUGAAUUUUUUAUAGAGUGGAUUUAGGCUGUGGAGAUCUGGGUAGCUACUGUACAUGUAGAAGAUGUUGCUGAACAGCAUCCACAAUAUUUUCAUGAGUUGAUUCUGAACCUAUAGUCCAUUAUGUUAUUCACUGAUUUUAAUCAUGAUCAUCACAACCCUUAGAACAGUUGAAAUGGCUGAGAAGCCUGCAUCGGUAGUCAGUAAACUAAGAAAGCUCAAAUUCAUUUAUUAAAAGAGGAUAAUUGAGAUAAGAGGAUGUAUAAGGGAGAAAACCCUAGAUAUAAAUCUUGCCAAGCACCCUUCUCUGCCUACGGCCUGCACAAUAUACAAGAUGCAUGCGCCAAUCUAAACAGAAUACAAAUGGAUUAGCAAUGCUGGAAAAUUGAUUUUUUGGCUUAAGACAUGCUUUUAUUGAUGCAUUUGUCAUGAAAUGUGUAAGUGUAAUAAGAGAACAGGUAUGGGGAUUAAAAUAUACCAGAAUGAAGCAAAAAUUAUUCUGAGAAGAAUACAGGAUAAAGAGUUCCCAUCAUCCAGCUAUUUAUUAUUUAACAAUUUUCCAGAGCAAGACACAUUCGGAUGGCAAGGUUCACAUAUAUUUUCAUAAUCAAUGCUACUUUUCAGUCCUUGUGUCUUUCUAUGUGUGAGUGGGUGUGUUCGUUAUGUUUGCAGAUGCAUUAAAGUGCUGGAUGCAUGUACAAAACCCUUGAGCACUCAGAUGUUAAAAGCAUCAACCCUUUAUUAGAAAGUAGUUAAUUUACUCAGAAUCUGUUUUAGCUGAUUUUUAUCUUUGAUUUACACAAAUAAACUGGCACUUCAUCUAAAA
Pomacea canaliculata is the source of this 3875-nucleotide messenger RNA. RefSeq names its product zinc finger protein 2-like. NCBI's taxonomy places the organism in Eukaryota, Metazoa, Mollusca, Gastropoda, Architaenioglossa, Ampullariidae. Gene Ontology annotation, molecular function: DNA-binding transcription activator activity, RNA polymerase II-specific; RNA polymerase II cis-regulatory region sequence-specific DNA binding. The coding region runs from base 139 to 1659 and encodes 506 amino acids. Gene Ontology annotation, cellular component: nucleus. Gene Ontology annotation, biological process: regulation of transcription by RNA polymerase II. The record is from RefSeq and is a predicted model, not a curated record. The transcript is spliced from 8 exons.